AUGGCACCUUCCGGGAGCUAUCGGUACACCUGCUCAUCGGACGGAGCCCUAAUUGCGUGCACCGUACCUUCAUUAGACGAAAACGUAUCUUCUGCGUGUUUAACCGGUACAUCAGUGGGCUACAAUGAACGAUGCAGUUUCUCUUGUCCAACUGGCUAUAACCUAAUUGGUGCGUCGACUGUUACCUGCACGAGCUCAGGAAAUUUCUCGGAACCGUUUCCUGAAUGUGUGGUAAGCUACAAUCGACAGUGCUACUUCGUUUGUCAGACUGGCUUUAGCCUAACGGGUCCACCGUCUGUUACCUGCACCGAUUCAGAAAGUUUCUCGCAAAUGUUUCCUCGUUGUGAGGAUAACCCAGUGACGUGCAUCGUACCUUCAUUAGAAGAAAAUGUAUUUUCUUCUUGUUCACCCUGUACAUCAGUAAGCUACGAUGACAUAUGCAGCUUCUCUUGUGCGACUGGCUAUAACCUAAUUGGUGCUUCGAAUGUUACCUGCACGAGCUCAGGAAGUUUCUCGGAACCGUUUCCUCGUUGUGAGGCAUUGGCCUACGAGUUCAAUGCGCUUGUCCAAAUCCUUUCUGGUCGACGGAAACGGGCAGCUGUUCCCAUUGGGUCACCAGAGGUACAGAACCUGCUGGAUUCAAUAGUACUGUGUAAACCAGAAUCGGUCAUGAUCGGUUAG
Messenger RNA from Strongylocentrotus purpuratus (purple sea urchin), 681 nucleotides. RefSeq names its product E-selectin-like. The record is from RefSeq and is a predicted model, not a curated record. The transcript is spliced from 6 exons. Lineage: Eukaryota; Metazoa; Echinodermata; Echinoidea; Camarodonta; Strongylocentrotidae. The coding region runs from base 1 to 681 and encodes 226 amino acids.